Molecule: messenger RNA, 690 nt
Organism: Dermatophagoides pteronyssinus (European house dust mite)
Lineage: Eukaryota; Metazoa; Arthropoda; Arachnida; Sarcoptiformes; Pyroglyphidae
Source: RefSeq, a predicted model, not a curated record
AUUUUGCAAAAAAAAAAUUAUCUAAUGAAUUUAUUUUGUUGAAAAAAAUUUGAACAAAAAUGUUCAAACAUUCUAUUUCGAUGACAAUGUGGACAACAAUUAUUUUAACGGUUUGUUUUAUUUGUUCAUUGUUUCCGACAAUUGAAUCGAAUCCAAGUUUAAUUCUAAAAUCGGGUGGAAAAAAAGGUGGUUCAACAAUUAUGUUUCCAAAUCAUAGUAAAUGUGGUAUGCCAACCAUAUUGAAAACUAGUGGAAAAAGAAAGGGAAAAAAUCUAUUUAUAUUAGGACAUGAUGAAAAAUGUAAAGAAGAAUAUAAACCAUAUUUUUAUCCGGUACAUAAAGAGGAAAAAUAUCAUCAUCAUGAAGAACAUGUUUCGGUAAUGCCUGUUCAUGGUUAUAGUCAUGGAUCAUCUUAUGGUGGUGGCGGCGGCGGCGGUGGCCAUGGUUAUCAAUCUUAUGGUGGAAGUCAUGAUUCUUACAGUGGUGGCGGUAGUAGUGGAGGUGGUGGCGGUGGUGGAUCAAUGAGCUAUUCAGAUAUUGAUCCAUAUCAAGCAUAUGGAUCAUAUCAUUAUCCAGUUUAUAAUCAUUAUGGUCAACAACAAUAUCAUCAAUAUGGUUAUCAUCCAUAUGGUUUUUACUAAAUAAAUAAAUAAAAUAUAAAUUCAUAAAAUAAAUUGAUUUUAUAAUAAA